Molecule: messenger RNA, 630 nt
Organism: Stereum hirsutum FP-91666 SS1
Lineage: Eukaryota; Fungi; Basidiomycota; Agaricomycetes; Russulales; Stereaceae
Exons: 4
Coding region: 1-630 (209 amino acids)
Source: RefSeq, a predicted model, not a curated record
AUGUCGUUUGCCCACUGCAGGCGACACUGCCCAGACUUUCGCUCCCUCCCACACGAGAACGACCUCGAUGAAGAAUAUUACGCAAUGGAUGAGUCCUCCGGUACUUUUCGACCCAGUUUUCACUGGGCCUUCCUCGGAGAGAUAACCCACGACACUUCCUUAUUUAUCGGGGACCGCCCGCGUUACCUCGUCAAGGACAAAGUGGGAAACAGGCAUCCUAUCCACUUUCACCUUGAUUCUCUUGAUGAUAUGUUUUUUGAUAUGAACGAGCGCAAGGACUAUAAGGUCGGGAGGACUAUUUGUGUGUAUUAUGCGAAUCAACAUAAUUUCGUCGAUGGGACUAUUGGCUUGAGGAUUGAAUCUACAGAGAGCGUCAAGAUCAUCCGUUGCUCUCUAGAGGCGCUCAUAGAAGUCAACGUCUCCGAACUUGAUCAGGCAGUCAAUUGCGAGGCAUGCGGGAAGGAAGGCGGCGGCACACUGUCGAAGUGUUCAAGAUGCGGGGUGAAGUACUGCGACAAGGGCUGUCAGGCAAAAGACUGGAGGAGCGGGCAUAAAACGAGAUGCACUGCCGUUUGUCAGGUCAGAGAGUGGGAGAGGAAGGACUGGGCUACGUUUCGUAGCUUCUGGUGA